AUGGUCUGCCGCGGCGGGCGUAUUGUGUUCCUCCGGCACGCGAGGCGCAUUAACAACGGCCCAGGUCUACGGCAACUCAACUCCGCCUGGAAUGUGCCCUUCGAUACAACUCAUUUUCCAGUUCGUCGUAUUAUAAGUUACUACAGUGAUACAUUUUCCCGCAUGAUUCCGCUCCAGCUCACAAGACUAGGUCAACCCAGUAGGGGCUGCAAAAGAACAUUCAAGAGUUCAUCUCUGCCUCGGAUUGGCCGUCAGGAAGGCCUUGAUCUUAAUCCACUAGAUUAUCGGCUUUGGUCCGAACUGGAGGGGAUGGCAUGCCACAGAGCACACACCUUAACCUGGAAAGAAUCUAACAAUAUCUGGUCCAACAGUUAA
Molecule: messenger RNA, 375 nt
Organism: Nezara viridula (southern green stink bug)
Lineage: Eukaryota; Metazoa; Arthropoda; Insecta; Hemiptera; Pentatomidae
Source: the annotation of a GenBank genome assembly